UCCUGACCUUACCGCCUCCCUCCUGAUGCUGUUGAUAUAGGACGCAUCUUCCCCUUCCGUCAUUCGUUACCUACCUCCUUCCUCACCACCGCUUCACUCUUUCAGCGGGCGUUCGUUCCUUGUGAUUGGAUAUACACAGAAAACAAAAUCGAAUCGAUUAGCUUUUGGCAACGUUAGGAGUCAUGAAGGCGACGAUUGUAGCAGCUGCGGCUGCGGUUCUCACUGGAGGUGUGAGUGCUGGCCACAACCAUCGCCACGCCCACGACCUGUUCAAGGCCGUCAAGAGGGGGUAUAAUGAGAGCGAAGUCUGUGUUCCCGGCUGCACAACCAUCUACACCACCGUCACCGGCGAGCCAACCCUCUACACCCCUCCUGCUCCUCCUUCGACCUACGUUCCUGUAGAGCCGACUCCGACAUACGUACCGGUGACAACAUACGAGGGCCCCAUAACCGUCCCGACGCCGAUCGCCCAGACCUGCCCGACUCCCGGCACUUACACAUUCCCAGCCACGACCGUGGUGGUGACCGAGACCACGACAGUGUGCGGUGCCUCGACAACCCUGGUUCCCAGCGGCACACACACCCUCGGAGGAGUGACCACUGUUGUUGAGACUGCCACUACCAUCGUCUGCCCGUAUGCUACCACAAAGACCGAGGGCAACGUUGUCACCAGCGUUAUCGAGACGACCACCUACGUCUGCCCCACCCCCGGCACCUACACGAUCGCCCCCAUCACCACUGUUGUCACCGUCGAGGAGACUGUCGUCGUCGUCCCCGUCGUCACGUCCUACAGCCCCGGCACUUACACCGCUCCCGCUGUCGUGACCACGAUCACCGAGACCAACGUCGUCAUCUACUGCCCCUUCACCAGCCCGACCCCUGUCCCGGUCGCCCCCACCGAGACCUACGCCGUCCAGAAGCCCAGCAAGACCAAGUCCAAGUCUGUGACCAAGCCCACCCAACCGCCCAAGCUCGGCUCGGGUGGCGACCAGUGGGCCAUCACCUACACCCCCUACACCGAAGGGGGUGAGUGCAAGAGCGCCGGUGCGGUCAUGCAGGACAUCCGGAAGAUCAAGAACGCCGGCUUCAGCACCGUGCGCGUCUACUCGACCGACUGCGACACGCUCCCCAACGUCGGCGCCGCGUGCCGCGCCGCCGGCGUCAAGAUGAUCAUCGGCGUCUUCAUCGGCGAGGUCGGCUGCGACAACGGCUCGCCCGACGUCGCCGAGCAGGUCGCCGCUAUCAAGAGCUGGGCCCAGUGGGACCUCGUCGAGCUCCUGGUCGUCGGCAACGAGGCCCUGUUCAACGGCUUCUGCACCGUCCCGCAGCUCGCGCAGCUCAUCACCCACGUCAAGAGCGAGCUCGGCUCGGUCGGCUACCGCGGCCCCUGCACCACCACCGACGUCGUCUCGGCCUGGGUCGGCAUGAACGUCCAGCCCAUCUGCGCCCUCAUCGACGUCGUCGGCACCAACGCCCACGCCUACUUCAACGACCACACCCUGCCCCAGGCCGCCGGCGAGUUCGUCGCCGGCCAGCUCAAGAUCGUUGAGCAGGUCUGCGGCAAGGAGGGCUACGUCAUGGAGUCGGGCUGGCCGUCCGCCGGCAACUGCAUCGGCAAGGCCUGCGCCGGCUACCAGCAGCAGGCCGCCGCCAUCACCUCUAUCAAGAAGGCCGUCGGCCACAAGGUCGUCUUCUUCAGCUUCGGCGACGACCACUGGAAGAAGCCCGGCGACUGCCAGUGCGAGCAGCACUGGGGCUGUGGCCAGCUCUUCGGCGCCUAGAUUUCGCCGAAGACUAGGGUGUGAGAGACAAGUCCGACCUCCGU
Messenger RNA from Phialemonium atrogriseum, 1825 nucleotides. RefSeq names its product glycoside hydrolase. Gene Ontology annotation, cellular component: fungal-type cell wall; cell surface; extracellular region. The record is from RefSeq and is a predicted model, not a curated record. The coding region runs from base 183 to 1781 and encodes 532 amino acids. Gene Ontology annotation, biological process: cell wall organization. Lineage: Eukaryota; Fungi; Ascomycota; Sordariomycetes; Cephalothecales; Cephalothecaceae. Gene Ontology annotation, molecular function: glucan endo-1,3-beta-D-glucosidase activity. The transcript has 2 exons.